ACGCAGCCCGGGUGGGGAACGUGGUGCGGCGGCGGCGACCGUACGCGCCUGUGCCGCCUGCGAGAGGACGCGCGGGGCUGCGGGGCGAGACGCGGGGCUGCCGCCGGCGCGGGGGAGGGGACGCGGGGCGCUCAACAAAGAGCGGGGCGCCCCCCUCAGGAGUCGCUGCGGGAGGAGGCUCCAUGUUGAGAAGCGGCGCCGCUCGCCCUCGUUAGCGGGAAUCCCGGAGCCGCGGGCCGAGCCGGCGGGGGCCGGGCCUGGGCGAAGAUGGAGGCCCCGCUGCGGCCUGCCGCGGACAUCCUGAGGCGGAACCCGCAGCAGGACUACGAGCUGGUGCAGAGGGUCGGCAGCGGCACCUACGGGGACGUCUACAAGGCCAGAAAUGUACAUACAGGAGAGUUGGCUGCGGUAAAAAUUAUUAAGUUGGAACCUGGAGAUGAUUUUUCUUUAAUUCAACAAGAAAUAUUUAUGGUUAAAGAAUGUAAACAUUGCAACAUCGUUGCCUACUUUGGGAGUUAUCUCAGUCGGGAAAAAUUAUGGAUUUGUAUGGAAUAUUGUGGUGGUGGAUCACUUCAGGAUAUUUACCACGUUACUGGACCUUUGUCAGAAUUGCAAAUAGCCUAUGUAUGCAGAGAAACUUUACAGGGUCUUGCCUAUUUGCAUACUAAAGGCAAAAUGCAUAGAGAUAUCAAAGGUGCAAAUAUUUUAUUGACAGACCAUGGUGAUGUAAAAUUAGCGGACUUUGGCGUGGCUGCAAAAAUAACAGCUACCAUUGCAAAAAGAAAAUCUUUCAUUGGCACCCCUUACUGGAUGGCCCCAGAAGUUGCAGCAGUGGAGAAGAAUGGUGGCUAUAACCAGCUCUGUGAUAUCUGGGCAGUAGGAAUAACAGCGAUUGAACUCGGAGAACUUCAGCCACCCAUGUUCGAUCUUCAUCCAAUGAGGGCUCUCUUCUUAAUGUCAAAAAGUAAUUUUCAGCCUCCAAAACUAAAGGACAAAACCAAAUGGUCGUCAACAUUCCAUAAUUUUGUCAAAAUAGCGCUAACCAAAAACCCUAAAAAAAGACCAACUGCUGAAAGACUUCUGACUCACACUUUUGUUGGACAGCCAGGUCUCUCUAGGGCCCUCGCUGUUGAGCUGUUGGACAAAGUGAACAACCCAGACAACCACGCACAUUACACUGAGGGAGAUGAUGAUGACUUUGAGCCCCAUGCAAUCAUUCGUCAUACCAUCAGAUCUACAAACAGGAACGCCAGAGCUGAGCGGACGGCGUCAGAGAUAAACUUUGACAAAUUACAAUUUGAACCUCCUUUGAGAAAAGAAACUGAAGCACGGGAUGAAAUGGGCAUAUCAUCAGACCCAAACUAUUUAUUACAAUGGAAUCCUUUUGUUGAUGGUGCAAAUACUGGCAAAUCAACCUCAAAACGUGCAAUACCACCUCCUCUACCUCCUAAGCCAAGGAUAAGCAGUUACCCUGAAGAUAACUUCCAAGAUGAGGAAAAGGCAUCAACCAUAAAACGUUGCCCCGAUUCCGAAAACAGAGCUCCCCAAAUUGUCAGAAGACAGAGCAGUCCCAGUUGUGGUCCUGCAGCAGAGACUUCCUCUCUUGGAAAUGGUGACGGUGUUUCAAAACUUAUCAGUGAAAAUACAGAAGGAUCCGCACAAGCACCACAGUUACCACGAAAAAAGGACAAGCGAGACUUCCCUAAACCAGCUAUCAAUGGCCUUCCACCCACCCCAAAAGUGCUGAUGGGAGCAUGUUUUUCAAAAGUUUUUGAUGGCUGUCCUUUGAAAAUUAAUUGUGCAACAUCCUGGAUACAUCCUGACACAAAAGAUCAGUACAUUAUUUUUGGAACUGAAGAUGGUAUUUACACACUGAAUCUCAAUGAACUACAUGAGGCAACAAUGGAACAGUUAUUCCCACGAAAGUGUACUUGGCUAUAUGUCAUCAAUAAUACUUUAAUGUCAUUAUCAGGAAAAACCUUUCAGCUCUAUUCUCAUAAUCUUAUAGCUUUGUUUGAACAAGCCAAAAAACCAGGAUUAGCUGCUCAUAUUCAAACUCAUAGGUUUCCAGACCGCAUACUACCAAGAAAGUUUGCUUUAACAACAAAGAUCCCUGAUACAAAAGGCUGCCACAAAUGUUGCAUAGUCAGAAACCCUUACACAGGACACAAAUACCUCUGCGGAGCUUUGCAGUCUGGAAUUGUCCUGCUUCAGUGGUAUGAGCCAAUGCAGAAGUUCAUGUUGAUUAAGCACUUUGAUUUUCCUUUGCCAAGUCCUUUGAAUGUUUUUGAAAUGCUGGUGAUACCAGAACAGGAAUACCCCAUGGUCUGUGUAGCAAUUAGCAAAGGCACUGAAUCCAAUCAGGUAGUUCAGUUUGAGACAAUCAACUUGAACUCUGCAUCUUCAUGGUUUACAGAAAUUGGUGCAGGCAGCCAACAGUUAGAUUCCAUUCAUGUAACACAGUUGGAAAGAGAUACCGUUUUAGUGUGUUUAGACAAAUUUGUAAAAAUUGUAAAUCUACAAGGAAAACUAAAAUCAAGUAAGAAACUGGCCUCUGAGCUAAGUUUUGAUUUUCGCAUUGAAUCUGUAGUGUGCCUUCAGGACAGCGUGCUGGCAUUCUGGAAACACGGGAUGCAGGGUAAAAGCUUCAAGUCAAAUGAGGUUACCCAGGAAAUUUCCGAUGAAACAAGAGUUUUCCGCUUAUUAGGAUCAGACAGGGUUGUCGUUUUGGAAAGUAGGCCAACAGAAAAUCCUACUGCACACAGCAAUCUCUACAUCUUGGCUGGACAUGAAAAUAGUUACUGAGCAACAGAAACUGGUCUCAAAUGACAGGAAAAUGAAUAUGCUCGAUUGAAAGCAAAAGUAUUUUAAGGAAAUUCAACACAAACUGUACUAUGACUUGCUUUAACUGUUAUGGAUUAUAUCUCAAGCGAUCUGUAUUUUAGGGAGAAUUCAAUAUUUUCUACAGCUGGAAACAGCUAGUCUAUCUCUUGCCACUAUGUGGUGGUUAUAUCAAGUUUGCUUAAUAAAAGCUAUGAGACAAAUAGUACUCUA
Messenger RNA from Nycticebus coucang (slow loris), 3054 nucleotides. It is a transcript of the gene MAP4K5, whose product is annotated as mitogen-activated protein kinase kinase kinase kinase 5. Gene Ontology annotation, biological process: protein phosphorylation. The record is from RefSeq and is a predicted model, not a curated record. The coding region runs from base 268 to 2805 and encodes 845 amino acids. Gene Ontology annotation, molecular function: MAP kinase kinase kinase kinase activity; ATP binding. The transcript is spliced from 32 exons. Lineage: Eukaryota; Metazoa; Chordata; Mammalia; Primates; Lorisidae.